This is a messenger RNA of Kalmanozyma brasiliensis GHG001, 768 nucleotides long. Its product is annotated as Glutathione S-transferase, N-terminal. The record is from RefSeq and is a predicted model, not a curated record. Gene Ontology annotation, cellular component: cytoplasm. The transcript has a single exon. NCBI's taxonomy places the organism in Eukaryota, Fungi, Basidiomycota, Ustilaginomycetes, Ustilaginales. The coding region runs from base 1 to 768 and encodes 255 amino acids.
AUGACGACGCCGGAGAUCCACCACGCUCCCUCGGAGCGGGGGACGAUCGAGCUGAUCGGCCCUUCGCACUGCACCUUUACGCGAAGUAUCGCUCUUGCUCUGCACGAGCUUGGCAUUCCGUACAUUGCGAUCCAUCGCGCGCCUCACUCUGCCGACGUCCGGUCGCUCAACCCGUACGGCCUGACGCCCGUCCUUCGCCAUCGACAGGAAGGACUGUAUGCGUCACCGGAAACGACCGUCGUCCUAUCCGCAUCGCACGCGGUUCGACGAUACAUCGACGAGCACCUCGCGCCCCUCUGCUCGCGCUCCACCUUGACGCCUCCAUUGCGGGUCGGCGACGCAAAGAGUGUGGUCGAAAGAAGCAAGUGCGACGCCUGGAUCGAAUCCAUCUCUCACACGCUCUUCCCGGCCAUCGAAGCAGGGUAUGUCGGUUCCGCGCUCCAGAUGAGGAAAAACGGCGCCGAUGGGGAGACGAUCAAUGUCGCUCUCGAGCUCGAGCUGAACCGCGUGCAGGCGUUGUUGGAGAUCGUAGAAUCGCAGGCGAAAGCUGCUGGUGAGGGAGCAUGGGUCAUGGGCGGCAACGAGAUCACUUGGGCAGACCUCUUCCUCUUUCCCAUCUUGGACGAUCUCAGAGCCAGCCCGGCAGGAGGGCUCCUGAGCGGGAACAGUCCCACCUUCCCCUGGCUAGCAGCGUGGAUGAGCAGGAUGGAUAGCAGACCAAGUGUUAAGGCUACACACGAAGGGACUGUUGCUCAUCAUGCUCAAUAA